AUGCCGCCCGAUUUGAACGGCAAGGUCCCAGCCUACAAGGCGUUGCCCCGCGAACGUGACCUAGAAACUAGGCGAGCAAAGGGAGAAGCCUCUUGCGCCGAAUGUCGGAGAUUGAAACUCAAAUGCGAUAGAAAGGUACCAUGUACGUCUUGCAUUCGCAGAGGUUGUCAGACGAUCUGUCCAAACGGUGGCUCCUUGGCAUCCGGUCAAGGAUCGAGGUUCGUCCUCGCAAAUACCGACAGACUUCAUGAAAAACUGCUCCGAAUGAGUGCACGAAUUCGGCAACUUGAAGAUGCGCUCCAGAUUGCACAGGCAAGCGUCACGCCCGUCAGCCAUCCUCUUCUCUCAGAAGAGUUGCUGGCAGUCAAGUCUUGCGUUGAUAUAAUGGCUGAAAGAGAAGAUUCCGAAGAUGUUGCGGACAGGGCUCCUACUAGCUCUACUUCAGGGCUGGGCACUUUAAGCAUUUCUGACUAUGGAGAAACGUGUUUCAUGGGGCGUGGUUCAUCUGAAGUGAGUGCUUUAGACGGACUUUUAAGCGAGAAGCUGCAAGAACCGAACAACGUCCCUCAACAAAUCCUAUCCGUUAGCCGAGUCUUUCCGUUCGCACCUGCUGACCUUCCCAAAGGCGAGAUUCUGAGAACGAUUGAAGCAUGCUUACCAUCAUAUGCGAGAGCAACUGCUCUAGUGGAAGCAUAUUUGUCGAACAUAGCAUGGUCACUUGUUAUCGUCGAUCGCGAGCAGAUUUUUGAAGAGCUCUUGCCAUCUGUCUACAAGCGGCCGAGGACUUCCAACGCAUUGGGAAACGGUGAUAAUGAGUACGACAAAGAUUACAUAAACCGUUUGGCGCUUCUGCUUGCAGUGUUCGGAAACGGAGCCGCCGGAGACCUUACACUUCCAAUUGGAAAUGAGGAAGCCGAAUUGUUCACUCACCUAGCUCGCGCAGCCUUGAGUAUUAACUCCGUAUUCACCGGGGCAUCCAUGGAGCAUGUCCAGACGAUUAUUCUGCUUGCGGCAUAUGGUUUCUUCGCAUGUGUAAAGUCAUCCCUUGAACCUUCCUGGAAAAUGUUGUCAUUUGGCCUUUCCCUUGCCUCCAGUGUAAGUGAUCGUGAUCCGGCACGUUGGAACCUGGAACCAAGGAUUGUCCAGCGCAGGCGCCGACUUUUCUGGGAGUUGUUUACUUCUGACAAAUGGACGAGCGUCGAGUCAGGUCGGCCAGCAACAUUCAACUUACACGAAAUUGAUGUAGAAUUCCCCCAAGACAAGUAUGCAACUAUUGAUGAGGAUGGCAAUAUCGUCCCAAGCUACUGGCAUUGGAAAUUUCGCUUCAUGAAGGAAGUUAUGGCGCCCAUUGCUGAACUCCUUUGUCUGGCUCGACCAAUUAAGUAUGCUGAAGUCAUAGAACUUGACAGAAGAUGUCGAGAGUUUCAAAUGCCUUCGUCGCUGUUAAUGCCGAAAUCUCCUGAACCUGAUGAAGAGCUCACGACUUCGUUGCGUCGCUUCCAUUGGGCGCUCAUCCAGGAAGUCUCAUUGCUUUCCUUGCAUCGCGGCUUUUUUGCUCGCGCUCUACUCGAGAAUCCAGUCAGGCCUCUCGGCAGUCCUUUCGCAUCGUCUUUAUUGUCUGCGUAUGCAAGCGCAGUUACGUUGCUGAAGAUUUUACGAGUCUACUUCGAUAGAUACCCAGAUCUGCUGAUGCGCCAGUGGAUGGUCUGGGCACAUGCAUUAUCAUCUACAAUUAUAGUUGGUUCAGUAGCCUGCAGAGGCCCAGCAUCAUUCGUCGCCGCACCUGCUCUUAAAGAAUUAGAAGCAGCUAUUGACAUAUUCAAGAACGCACAGAUGCAUCCUGUAUCAAAACGGGCCUUGGUAAGUCGGCGUCUUUCGCGUUUCUACUAUCUUCAUUCUAAUCCAGCAUGCAGCCAUUCCUAG
Messenger RNA from Fomitiporia mediterranea MF3/22, 1923 nucleotides. RefSeq lists its product as uncharacterized. Gene Ontology annotation, biological process: DNA-templated transcription; regulation of DNA-templated transcription. Lineage: Eukaryota; Fungi; Basidiomycota; Agaricomycetes; Hymenochaetales; Hymenochaetaceae. The record is from RefSeq and is a predicted model, not a curated record. The transcript has 11 exons. The coding region runs from base 1 to 1923 and encodes 640 amino acids. Gene Ontology annotation, molecular function: zinc ion binding; DNA-binding transcription factor activity, RNA polymerase II-specific; DNA binding.